CCGUACGCUCCGUGGGUGCAACCAUAGAGUGCCGGAAAAAGCGUGAGCAGAGGGGUCGGGAAAAGAAAGCAACUGCGGUUAGUGCUAAAAUGACGACCUUAGUGCUGGAUAACGGAGCCUACAACGCCAAAAUCGGUUACAGCCAUGAAAAUGUCUCAGUUAUUCCUAACUGUCAGUUCAGGUCAAAAACGGCACGUCUUAAAACUUUUACUGCUAACCAGAUAGAUGAAAUAAAGGAUCCUUCUGGACUCUUUUAUAUUCUUCCUUUUCAAAAGGGCUACUUGGUGAAUUGGGAUGUUCAAAGACAAGUCUGGGAUUACCUUUUUGGAAAAGAAAUGUAUCAGGUUGAUUUUUUAGACACUAAUAUUAUUAUCACAGAACCAUAUUUUAACUUCACUUCAAUUCAAGAAUCAAUGAAUGAAAUCUUAUUUGAAGAAUACCAGUUUCAAGCAGUAUUAAGAGUAAAUGCUGGGGCUCUCAGUGCACAUAGGUAUUUCCGAGAUAAUCCUUCCGAAUUAUGCUGUAUCAUUGUAGAUAGUGGAUAUUCCUUUACACAUAUAGUUCCUUAUUGUAGAAGUAAAAAGAAAAAAGAAGCAAUUAUUCGGAUAAAUGUGGGAGGAAAACUCCUAACCAAUCAUCUAAAAGAGAUUAUAUCUUACAGGCAGUUACAUGUUAUGGAUGAAACACAUGUGAUUAAUCAAGUGAAAGAAGAUGUAUGCUAUGUGUCUCAGGAUUUUUAUAGAGACAUGGAUAUUGCCAAGUUGAAAGGAGAAGAAAAUACAGUAAUGGUAGACUAUGUUUUGCCUGACUUUAGUACAAUUAAAAAGGGCUUUUGUAAGCCAAGAGAAGAAAUGGUGUUAAGUGGAAAAUAUAAAUCUGGGGAACAAAUUCUUCGUCUGGCCAAUGAGAGAUUUGCUGUUCCAGAAAUACUCUUUAAUCCUUCUGAUAUAGGAAUUCAAGAAAUGGGAAUUCCAGAAGCUAUUGUCUAUUCAAUUCAGAACUUACCUGAAGAAAUGCAGCCACAUUUUUUUAAGAACAUUGUUUUGACAGGAGGAAAUUCCCUUUUCCCGGGAUUUAGGGAUCGGGUUUACUCGGAAGUUCGAUGUCUCACUCCAACAGAUUACGAUGUUUCUGUUGUGCUGCCUGAAAACCCUAUUACUUAUGCCUGGGAAGGUGGAAAAUUGAUAUCAGAGAAUGAUGAUUUUGAAGAUAUGGUGGUAACAAGAGAAGAUUAUGAAGAAAAUGGACAUAGCGUCUGUGAAGAGAAAUUUGAUAUUUAAGAAACGUUUCUGAAAGUUUUGACUGUGACAAAGGUUUAAUUUUCAAUGUUCUUUUUAAAGGAAGUUAAGGACCUGUGUUACCUUUCAUCCUAAGAUAACAUCU
Messenger RNA from Eubalaena glacialis (North Atlantic right whale), 1383 nucleotides. It is a transcript of the gene ACTR6, whose product is annotated as actin related protein 6. Bases 90 to 1280 code for a protein of 396 amino acids. The record is from RefSeq and is a predicted model, not a curated record. The transcript has 11 exons. NCBI's taxonomy places the organism in Eukaryota, Metazoa, Chordata, Mammalia, Artiodactyla, Balaenidae. Gene Ontology annotation, cellular component: Swr1 complex. Gene Ontology annotation, molecular function: nucleosome binding.